AUGGAGAAACACACUUCUGUCAAUCUUGAUAAACUUCUGGAGGAUUAUUCACAGAUCGAGAAGAAAUUUGUAGAGGUUAAUGGAAAGAAUAACCUACUCGAGAUUCAGCUGGAGCGAACAAACAGAUUGGGGAAAAUAAGCCAGGCAAAAGAACAGAGUUCUGCGGAAGAGUGUGCAGCAUUACAGAAUACGAUAAAAGGGCUGCAGGAGACACUGGAAGCACAAUGUAACAUGAAAGAUGAAAACUGCAGUCUAAAGAAGACUAUAAAUACCUUAGAGGAGAAACUACAAGAUGUUACACAGGAAAACAAGAACAAGAUUGAGCUGUUAACAAAAGACAUGAGAGCCAAGGAGGAAGAGUUCAAGGCACAGAUGGAGAAGAAGUGUUGUGAGGUGGAGUCCCAAUUAUUGCUUAAAGAAGAGGAAAAAAGGAACCUGCUUUCUAAGAAGGAGAUGGAAAUAUCUGCGCUAAACCGACAAUUGCAAACUCAAGAGAAAGAAAAGCAAAGUGAGCUGAUCAGACAGCAAAUAGAGUUUAAUGCCAAGCUGGCAAGAAUACAAAACAGAAAUAACAAAUCUCACCAAGAAACAGGCACCUUAUCACAGAACAUCUACAGAAUGAAACUGCAGCAUUUGCAAGAAGAAAAGACCAAAGAAAUUGAAAACCUCCUAAGCACAAUCAAGGAAUUAGAGAGAAGACUCGGCAGUGGAUCAGACUCACGCUUAAAGAGGAAACGCUUUUAA
Molecule: messenger RNA, 744 nt
Organism: Nanorana parkeri
Lineage: Eukaryota; Metazoa; Chordata; Amphibia; Anura; Dicroglossidae
Gene: CCDC152
Product: coiled-coil domain containing 152
Exons: 8
Coding region: 1-744 (247 amino acids)
Source: RefSeq, a predicted model, not a curated record